Papaver somniferum (opium poppy) is the source of this 603-nucleotide messenger RNA. Its product is annotated as protein FAR1-RELATED SEQUENCE 5-like. The transcript has 2 exons. NCBI's taxonomy places the organism in Eukaryota, Viridiplantae, Streptophyta, Magnoliopsida, Ranunculales, Papaveraceae. Bases 1 to 603 code for a protein of 200 amino acids. The record is from RefSeq and is a predicted model, not a curated record.
AUGGAAGAUAUUGGGAACGUUAAUUUACUUGAUGGAGAAAAAGAAAAUGGAUUUCAGGGUAAAACUGGAUUUAGUAUUCGUUGGCACUCUACAAAUAAGUCUAGGGUUGAGCCUUUUGAAGUGAUAGUGCGCACAUUUUGUUGUUCACGUCAAGGACUGAGAGGCCGUAGAGCUAAGCCUGUUGAAGAAAGGAAAAGGCAACAAGCCGAUGUGAGGACAUAUUGCAAGUUAGUGAUGAUGAUAAAGAAGAGAAACGACAGAUGGGUUGUGUCCCGUGUUGUAGAAGAACGCAAUCAUAAACUUGUUUUCCCAAAUAAAAAGCACAAUCUUCGGUCAUUGAGAAUUAUAAGUAGUGUGCAAAAACAACAAAUUGUGAACUAUCGAAUAGCAGGCGUCAAAACAGAUCAAUUAAUAAGCUAUUUGGCAGUUGAGAAUGGUGGAGUGAAGAACAUUGGGUUUCUUCCAAAAAAUGCUAGAAAUUAUUUGAGUACAAGACGCCAAUUGGAGCUAAAACAUGGAGAUGCUCAAGCUGUACUAGACUACUUCGAACGUCAACAAAUGCAAAAUCCAUCAUUUUUCUAUUCAAUUCAGGUAGAUUCAUAA